Molecule: messenger RNA, 946 nt
Organism: Pongo pygmaeus (Bornean orangutan)
Lineage: Eukaryota; Metazoa; Chordata; Mammalia; Primates; Hominidae
Exons: 6
Coding region: 1-732 (243 amino acids)
Cellular component (GO): endoplasmic reticulum
Molecular function (GO): mannosyltransferase activity
Source: RefSeq, a predicted model, not a curated record
AUGCAGGGCGCAUGCCGGAUACCCCCGCUGGGCCCAGAUGCUCCCUCUGGGCCCGAAGCAUCCUCGGCGCUGCCCUCCCAGAGCCCCGCAGAGGCUGAAGUGGCGCGGGGUAGGGGGGCCCGGCUCCGCGAGAAGCGGCGGCAGCGAGGGCUGGAGGACCCGGGCUCCGGGGCUCCGGGGCUCCGGGCCUCCUUGCCUCCGGGGGGGUCUGGCCUGGGUGAGACUGAGCCCAUCCAGGAACUGGGACUCCGGGGUUCUGGUGUGGGUGGAUCCGGGGCAGGCUCAGGACCAAGUCCCUCUCCUUCCACCAAGAAGCGCCCAGAGGCCGGCGGGAGCUCCAGGUUCACCUCCUCCUCCUCCAGCCCAGAACCUGAGGAAUCAGCCACGGAGCAGUCGGUCUUCACGGAGCGGGAUGCUGGGAGCGGGCUGUUGACGCGUCUCCGCGAGCGGCCAGCCCUGCUGGUCAGCAGCACAAGCUGGACAGAGUUUGAACAACUGACUCUUGACGGACACAACUUUCCUUCUGUCGUCUGUGUGAUAACAGGCAAAGGGCCUCUGAGGGAGUAUUACAGCCGCGUCAUCCACCAGAAGCAUUUCCAGCACAUCCAGGUCUGCACCCCGUGGCUAGAGGGCCGAGGACUACCCCCGCUUCUAGAGACACGGUGUUGCUAUGUUGUCCAGGUUAGACUCAAACUCCUGGGCUCAAGUGAUUCUUCUGCCUCAGCCUCCUGAGUAGCUGAGACUACAGGUGUGUGCCACUGUGCCCAGCAAGAUUUUAAAAAAUACGUAUGCCCGGACACCACGCUAAACCAACUAAAUCAGAAUCAGAUAUAGUGAAGUCAUUAAUCAUUUUGUUCCUGGGUCUUUAUGUUAGUUUUGCUCCUGGGAAAAUCCUGGGAAUGUGGUAGAGAGAGAGAAAGAGAUGGGAAAAUAAGAUUUUAAGAAG